AUGGACAAAACUUGGCGCCGUUCCCAUUACAAAUCCCGCUCGGGCUGUGCCGAGUGCAAGCGACGCCGUAUCAAGUGCGACGAGGUGCGUCCUGCCUGCGGCCACUGCGUCAAGUCUGGCAGGGUAUGUCCGUACCGCUCGCCACACAAUGGACUCCCCGGCGGCGUUGUUUCGCGGUCCGGCCCAGCAACCCCGGCCUCAGCAGCAGAAACCGGGCUUGUUCCACGCGACGAGGAGGGGCAGGAGCAGGAGCCCACGAGCAUGGCCGCCGACAUGACGCAGCUCCGUUUGCUCAAGCAUUUUCUAACCGACGAGAGCUUCCGGCCUCUUCUCUCGCCACCGCGCAAAGGCAGCCGUCUGUCGGCCAGCCAGCUGGUCGACAUGGCCAUGGACUGCGAGUACCUCAUGACGGAGAUCCUUGCCGUGUCUGCCACGCACCUGGCCCUCGUGCAGCCGGAUCAGCGGGCGACGCACCGCGCCCACUCGGCGCGGCUGCACGCGCGCGCCGUCGCGCUCUUCUCCGCCGAGGUGGUGCAGGCCGAGGCGCGCAACCCGUGGCUGCUGGCCGUCGUCUUCUUCAGCUGGCUCGUGGGCAUGCGCAUGCAGGGCGACUGGACGCUGGAGGAGGAGACGGCGGCGCGGAGCCGCGUGCUGCCGCGCUUCUUUGAGCUCGUCGAGGUGCUGCGCGGCGUGCGCGCCAUGACCAAGACGGCCUGGAGCGGGCUCACCCAGGGCAGCGAGGACUUCGAGAUCUUGAGCGAGUUUAUGGAGCAGGGACUCGUCCUCUCCACCCUAAAGGGCAAGGGCAACCAGACGGCCCUCGUUCGGCUGCUGGUUCAGGACAGCCUAGGCCUGAGCGACGAGGUCAGGGCCGGCUGCCUAGAAGCCCUGAAUCUGCUCCAGGUUGCCAUAGACGCCAAGCUGGACAGGCGCGCCACGCAAGAUGGUGACUACACGUGCAUGUUCGUGUCCUUCUCGUGGCCUCAGAUGGUCAGCCAGGACUUUUUAGACGCGGCGGGUGCCGGCCGGCCCGAACCUAUGCUCGUCCUCGCCUUCUUUGCCGUACUGCUGCAUUGGUCCCGGCGUAUUUGGGUCUUUGGUGAUACAGGGCAUUGGUUGCUUAACAGCAUCAGCAGUAACAUAGGGCCAGGCUGGGAGCGCUGGCUUCACUGGCCGCAGACUAUGGUUGGCACCUGCGUCCCGUCUAGUCCAAGUCCUGGCAUCUCCGGGGACGUUGUCGAGAACUAG
Cordyceps militaris CM01 is the source of this 1248-nucleotide messenger RNA. Its product is annotated as C6 finger domain protein, putative. The transcript has 2 exons. Gene Ontology annotation, molecular function: zinc ion binding; DNA-binding transcription activator activity, RNA polymerase II-specific. The record is from RefSeq and is a predicted model, not a curated record. Gene Ontology annotation, biological process: regulation of transcription by RNA polymerase II. The coding region runs from base 1 to 1248 and encodes 415 amino acids. NCBI's taxonomy places the organism in Eukaryota, Fungi, Ascomycota, Sordariomycetes, Hypocreales, Cordycipitaceae.